CCGAGCCGGGGCGAAAACAAACACCCUGGCCCCGGGAAUCCUGGCCCCCACUCUGCUUUGUCGGGCGACGAGGGCUAUGCACGUACAACGAUCCUGACCAUGGACCAUGAUACCGUGUUCGCACCCGCCACCGCGAACAUAAUCGUGGGAUUGUUUUGUCGGAGUAGGUCUCACGAUCAACGGCAUGGUUAUGCACAUUUUGUUUCAGUCGAAGGUCCGCAUAUAUGAGUGUAUAUCUGUGCCGCUCCCACAUAGGUCUCUUUUUUCCCCUGCCUUUUCAGCCUCACGGGCUCCCUCCCGGUCCGUGGGCCGGGGCCAUCAGAGCAAACACCGCUCGGGAUGAGAAGCGGGUCCUGUGGAAAAAGCGUGGGGGCGUCCAGGGCUCGUAUCCCCGCAGGCGUGGAGCUCCCUCCACGGCUCCCAUGGUCAGUGGAUGUUGAUGGACCUUGGGGCGGCAGUGCUGGUCCACGGCGUAGUGACCCAGGGUCGUGCAGAUGCCUAUCAGUGGGUGACCAGCUACCGGCUGGAGCUGUACCUCGAUCGGCCGCCAGCACGGCUCACGGCAUGGAGCAGGGUCCCCGGCAACGUCGACCACAACACGAGGGUGCAUGGGGUGCUGCGACACCCGAGGCUGGCGCGCUACGUCCUCGUCAGGCCCCUCACGUGGAUGGGGCACAUGUCCAUGAGGGCCGCGGUCCUCACCUGCGCAGACGCCGCGGCCACGGCCGCGGCGAGAGAGGAUCCGUGGCAGCGCAGGGAGGCCCUGAUACGAGGCCACCCCAUGUUCGGCCGCACGAUCCUCCGAGACGAGCUGCCGAAGCUGAUGCGCCCCGCCGCGUCGGGUGCUCCGCGCCAGGCCGGCGGGCUCAGCGUGGCCUACCUCAUCCAAGGAGAGGAGGACACCUCCGAUAAGGAAGCGGCGAUGUGGAGCGCCAGCUCCGACGCGUACGUGCUCACCUUCAGGACGCGGCGCUGGGACGCGCUCUUCUUCCCGAACUCGCUGCCAAUGGAGGGAC
Molecule: messenger RNA, 1016 nt
Organism: Prorocentrum cordatum
Lineage: Eukaryota; Dinophyceae; Prorocentrales; Prorocentraceae
Source: the annotation of a GenBank genome assembly